CAGAUGACAAUGUUGACAAGAACCAUAGAAAACAAUAACGUGUCGACCGCUUCACUAUGUACGUUUGCAUUGGAUUUGGUUGGAAAAUAUCAAAAUAAAAUCGUUUAUCGUUUCGAGCGAAAACCGUGUGUGGUGAACAAUGGAAAUAAAAACGCUACACACACUUGACACACAACAACCGGCCGACUGUUUGGAAUGGUGUACACAUCCCGAUUAUCCGCAUCAUUUCAUUUGCGGUACAUAUCAUUUGGAAGAGGGUGAAACGGAUUUUUCGCAGCCACCAACAAGACGAAUCGGCCGUAUUUAUUUAUACAAGUAUGAUAUUUAUUUGGACGAUUUGGAACGUUUGGAUGUCAUUGAAACGGCUGCCAUUCUAGACGCUAAGUGGCUCGUUGUCUCGAAUAAAUGUUUAUUGAUAGCGGCUAGUGCAUUGUCGGAAAUACUCGUGUAUGAAUUACGACCCGACGAUCGAUUGCAUCUGGUGGAUUCAAUCAAUUUGGCUUCCGAAAGUGAUGGGAAUUUGUUAACGCUGGCGAUUGAUGUGCGUGGGUCGCCGAACAAUGAAAACUUAAUAGCCAGUGAUUCACGUGGCAUGGUAUCACUGUUGACCGUAACACAGGGAAAAAUUGUCAAGGAGCGAUCUUGGAAGGCGCAUUCAUUUGAAGCAUGGACGUGUGCAUUUGACAAAUGGAAUCCAAAUGUUGUUUACACCGGCGGUGACGAUACAUUUAUGCAUGUGUAUGAUAUACGAGCGUCGGAUGUUCAGCAGACGAUUAAAAAUAAAUGCCACAUUGCCGGUGUCACGUCAUUCCUCAGCUACUCGGAGAAUUGCCUAAUCAGUGGAUCAUACGAUGAAUAUUUACGCAUUUUUGAUACACGCUCCUGGCGACAACCCAUCACUGAUUUACAACUGUUCGGUGGCAUUUGGCGCAUCAAACCAUCGAAAUGCGAUCGACACUUUUUAUUAUGCGCAUGUAUGUAUAAGAACUUUAGUGUGUGCCGAAUAAGUAACGAUCAUAACGAACUAAAACUGGUCGCUGAGAUGAAUGAUAAACAUGAAAGUAUUUGCUAUGGAGCCGAUUGGGCACCGAAUCGUCUGUGCAACGGCGGUCAAGUUAUGAUUACCUGCUCGUUUUACGACAAAAGACUGUGCAUCUCAAGUGUUCAUGAAUAAAAAUUACCUUAAACCAAAUGAUUUUACUCAACUGAA
Molecule: messenger RNA, 1210 nt
Organism: Sitodiplosis mosellana (orange wheat blossom midge)
Lineage: Eukaryota; Metazoa; Arthropoda; Insecta; Diptera; Cecidomyiidae
Product: diphthine methyltransferase
Exons: 2
Coding region: 140-1174 (344 amino acids)
Molecular function (GO): protein binding
Source: RefSeq, a predicted model, not a curated record